This is a messenger RNA of Salmo salar (Atlantic salmon), 3860 nucleotides long. RefSeq names its product WT1 transcription factor a (gene wt1a). NCBI's taxonomy places the organism in Eukaryota, Metazoa, Chordata, Actinopteri, Salmoniformes, Salmonidae. Gene Ontology annotation, biological process: regulation of transcription by RNA polymerase II. Gene Ontology annotation, molecular function: RNA polymerase II cis-regulatory region sequence-specific DNA binding; DNA-binding transcription factor activity, RNA polymerase II-specific. Gene Ontology annotation, cellular component: nucleus. The record is from RefSeq and is a predicted model, not a curated record.
AGGUUUGUGGGCUCUAAAGAAAACAGACGCAUGAGUAAAGGAAUAGAGGGCUACCCCUCUCCUCCUCUCUUCCUCUCCCAGUCUUUCUCCUCCAUUGACAGAGCUGAGAGAACGCUCCCAGGUUAGACAUCCAGACAGACCUCUCUCCGCUACAUGGACUAUCUACCACAGCACACAAAACAGACACUUUCUAUUGUUUCGACUUUCGUUUGGGGGGAAUUGUGUGUGUUUUCCUUAAAAAAAGCUGUCUUUCAAUGCAACAAUGAAGCUUUGUUGGACUUAAGUUUCCACAGAACCAGGAGCCGGUACAUCAGAACGCCGAAGAAGACUUAGGUCCGUUUUCAGAGCGAUCCUGUCGGGUUUUUGGACAGACUGGUUUCCAGGUGCGGUUGCUCCAACAGAGAUGGGCUCAGACGUACGUGACCUCAACGCCCUGCUACCCCCGGUGCCAGCCCUGCCAGGGGGGAAUGGGAACUGUACCCUGCCCGUCAGCAGUGCCCCUCAGUGGGGCCCUGUACUGGACUUCCACACUGGCGCCCCCUACAGCUCACUGGCCCCCCACUCCUUCAUCAAGCAGGAGCCCAGCUGGAGCUCUGGGGAUCCCCAGGAGGACCCUCACUGUGGCCUGAGUGCCUUCACCCUGCACUUCUCUGGCCAGUUCACUGGCACAGGGGCCUGCAGGUACGGGGCCUUCGGGGCCCCCCCUCCACCCAGUCAGCCCCCACCAAGCCAGCCAAGGAUGUUCAGCAACGCACCCUACCUGACCAACUGUAUGGACACCCAGCCCCCCUCCAGGAACCAGGGUUACAGUGCUUUUGAUGGUGCCACUAAUUACGGUCACACUCCCACACACCACUCCUCCCAGUUCCUCAACCACUCCUUUAAAGAUGAAAACUCCCUCGCUCAGCAGACCAGUAUGGGUGAACAGCCGUAUCCUGUCCCUCCACCCGUGUAUGGAUGCCACACCCCAUCAGACAGCUGUACAGGCAGCCAAGCCCUACUGCUGAGGAACCCUUACAACAGCAGUGAUAAUUUAUACCAAAUGGCAUCUCAGCUGGAAUGCAUGGCAUGGAACCCUGUUAGCACGCUGGCUUCCACCAUUAAGAGCCAUGCUACGGGUUAUGAAAGUGACCCCAACACUCCCAUGGUGUAUAGCUGCAGCACCCAGUACCACAUCCACACCCACGGCAUCUUCAGAGGCAUGCAGGAUGUCCGACGGGUGCCAGGUAUCGCCCCAGCCAUUGUUCGCUCAGAGACCAAUGAGAAGAGGCCAUUCAUGUGUGCAUAUCCUGGCUGCAACAAACGAUACUUCAAGCUGUCCCACCUGCAAAUGCACGGCAGGAAACACACAGGCGAGAAGCCCUACCAGUGUGACUUUACCGACUGUGGACGAAGGUUCUCCAGGUCAGACCAGCUCAAGAGACACCAGCGAAGACACACAGGGGUUAAACCGUUCCAGUGCGAGACGUGUCAGAGAAAGUUCUCGCGGUCUGACCACCUUAAGACCCACACCCGGACUCAUACAGGUAAAACAAGCGAGAAGCCAUUCAACUGCAGAUGGCCCAACUGUCAGAAGAAGUUUGCCAGGUCUGAUGAGCUGGUUCGUCACCACAACAUGCACCAGAGGAACCUGACCAAGCUGCAGCUUGCCAUCUGAACCAGAUCUGAACCAGACCACUCUGCUCUGCAUACGCACUGGCCUCACUGCUCUCAAACACUCUGUCUACAUGAGACUCUGAAUCUCCAUCUUGUUCACCGAUGCCUGUAGCACAAAGGGGAAACAGCAGCAGAGCAGGUCUAUCCACUAGAUAGCACAGCCACAAAGUAAAAAAUGACUGUGUUGUAAAGAUUCAUAAAAACAAUAAUGAGCUUUUUAGUCUUAAUUUAAGGUAAGGGUUAGGUAUAAGGUUUUAAAGAAGAGAAAUUGUAGAUAUUUAAAGAAGAGAAAUUGUAGGAAUAGGUGGGGUUUAUUACUUUGUGGCUGUGGUAACAGAGCAGGAGGCUGCCAGUCUUGUUCAUCUGCAUGUAACUGUACAGCCUCACCUACGCACAGUCCUCCAAACAGCGCCAUCUAAGGACGGUCCUCUGUCCAGAUGCUCUGAUCCAGAGGGUUAUUUUAGUAAGACAUUUAAAGAGGAAAAAUAGUUUCUAUCUCUUGUUGGUGUUGAAAAAAGUAGAUGUGAAUGACUUUAUGCCUUUUUUUCAUUUAUAGUGUUACUUUGAGCAGUUUCAGAUUAAUUUAUUAUUUUAUCAUACUUUUGUGAAUUAAAAUAUCUUUCACUGGAAUGAUUUCUGGAAAGGGGGACAUUUUUUACUUUGGUCCAACAGCAUGUUCAUCAUCGCUUUCGUUCAGUCCACAAAUUUGAUCUGCACCAGGUAGUUGAAUCAUAAAGCUACAGUAAGUCCUCUUCGGUCUGUGAUGUUGUCUGUAAAUAUUGUUUCACUUUGACUGUGGAUUUUGGGGAUGUGAGUUAAAAAAAUAUAUGUAUCGUCACACUGGCUAUGUGGCCAAGAAGUUGUGUUAUUAAAUUAUGUAAAUAAUAGUACUGGACAAUGGAUUGCAUUUGAAAAAAAUAUCCUUGCCAUGGAAACAUGUGACUUAACUAUUAUACUUUAGACUAGACCUACUUUGAUAGAUCCAGGAAAUGUUUUUUUAAGUGUCAUAAAACACAUUUUUUUUUACUCUGAAAUGUAUUAUCAGUAUAUUAUGGUCUGUUCCCCUCUGUUUAAACUGUACUUUCCCCCACAAUUUUUAUACAGUAUAUAUAUAUAUAUAUAUAUGCUGAUUCUGUUGUUGUUGUUGUUAUUGUUCCCCAUUGAGUUCUGUAUUAAAGUCCUCCAGCAGUGUGUGGCCUGCCUGGGCAGCUGUGUUGGCUCAGGGGGCCAGUGUUGAGUUACUUUUGCCCUCACUAACAGGGCUGAUCAACCGCGCUCCUGAGACCCAAUGACCAGACCAGAGCCUGACCUUAACCUGACCAGGUCGUGACCGCUCGUAGGUCAUCUUACACGAGUCGCCAGAGGAGGCUCAUACUGGCCAGAAUAAAAGUAGUUAGGAUAACAAAACAGAACUCUUUGACUGUAGCUAACAUCCGCUGCUUUCUUUAUCUCGAACCAGAUUAUUUUAAAAUUCCUUGGCUUCUGAGUGAAACAGGAGACACAGAUAAACAUAAACAUGUUUUCUCUCAAACCCACUGUUGCUCAGCACUCCAUCUUAAUCAAGCUAGCAAUGCACUCUCCCUGCACUUAGAAAAACGACACACUUUUAAGUUGUUUCUCAAUCAAGACAAAAAUAUCCUCUUUCCGUUGUGAGUUUUUUAUCAUUUGACAUCCACAUUAAUGCACUGUCACUGUGAAAACAACAGACAGAAAGCUUGGUAUAGCUUGGUAUAAUGUCAAAAUGUACUACAGCUAGUUAUAAAACAUCAAGCCUUCCUCUCUCCGAGUGGCUGACUGUAUGGUGAUGGUGUUUUAUCACAUUGGGGGAAUAUUGUUGUUGAGAUCCUCUUCUUUCUUUAAGUAUUCGCUUGGCCCCAGUGUUGUGUAAAUCAGCUUGACUCUCUCACACUAUUACUCAUAUAACAAAAAAACGCUAGUGGUUAAUCUCUGUCCCAGAUUUGUGCUCCAAGGCCCAGCUCCACAGCCUUUGAAGAGAGGUGACUGUUUUUUGUAACUUUAGUGCAGUCCACUUAUAAUCGUCACAAUAGAGGCUGUAUGAAAACCAUCCACUUACAAAUAGUACAUUCCUUUACACAAAUGUGGGGCUUUCUAAGAGGAUAGGGUUGAAUGGGAAAGAAUACGAAUGACAUCAGUGUACUGUCGUAGGACAACUUUACAGUACAUUAAACACUGCAUUCAAAGCC